CAUCUUACAUCGAAGUACUUCUUGGGAUCCUCAUUUGGCGGAAACGGGGGAUUUAUGUUGUAAACGUUUGUCAUUAUCGAUGGAUCACCUUCAAAUUUAUUAAUCGCGAGAGGAGUUAAAAAUCGAGCGCAUUUAUUUGCCUUUGGUAGAAGCAACCAAUUGAAACCAUCCGUGCUGAUCAUCGUAUAAUUACUACAAGAGAAUUUUGCAAUAACUGAGAAUUUUCAGUGCCUACGCAAAUUCCGGCAUGACCCAGGAUAUCUAAACUCUCCAGCAAUUUUACGCAUUGCAUUUUUUAGUCGUGCGUUUUAUUAUGUUGCUAAACUACAGAUAAAUUAUUGGCAGAUUAAGCGAAGAAUAACUUUCUAAUAUUUUCAAAACAAUUGAAAACUUAGGUCUUGUCAUAAACAAUUAAAUUCGUAAUUUGUGAUUGCAUAAAAAAGUUGCAGCGAGUGUACACAACCAAUGUAAACAAGUUAUAACAUGUCGUGUUUUGAACGUUAGUUCUGUUCGUUAGAAGAAGUAAAAUGUCUUCGUCCGAGGAGGAAAGUGAUAAACUUUCAGAUCUAGAAGUUAUUCGCGAUAGAAUUUUAACUGAACCCCGAGGUGAACGUAUGCAAGUUAGUGCCUGGGAAGAUGAUGACGAUGGAGUGGAAGCUGAACGUAAUGCAAAAGAACCUGAUGCAAAGGAAAUUCUUGAAGCAGCUGAACGAGGUGAUUUGGCAAAGAUCAAAAAGUUGUUAACAAAAAAUUUACGGUUGUUAGAAUGUACUGAUAAAGAUGGUUAUACACCAUUGCACAGAGCUUGCUAUGGUAAUCAUGUGGAAAUUGUGGAGUAUUUACUUCAAGCUGGUGCAAAGAUAGAUGCUAAAACUUUGGAUGAAUGGCAACCAUUGCAUUCAGCUUGUUGCUGGAAUAACGUGGAAUGUGCUGCAGUUUUAAUUGCAAAUGGGGCAGACAUAAAUGCUCAGAGUAAAGGGGAUCAAACACCUCUGCAUUUAGUGUGUGCAAGCUCUCAUAAUUCCCGUUCAUUGCAACUCCUCCUCCUGCAUCCAGACACGAAUCAUCGUUUAAUAAACUCAAGUGGUGAUACAGCAGAGCAGAUUGCUAGAAGAACAGGGAAGUACUAUCCCAUGUUUGAAAUUGUUGAGGACUGUUUAAAUAUAAUAUAAGAUGGAAUUGUGGUGCAAAACAGUUUCUUUAAGGAAUGAGAAACGAAUUCGAGCGAUAUUAUUUUUAUAAAAAUGCGAAUACGAUGUCGAUGUGGUGUGAUGAUUGCAUGACUCGAGUGUUUCUCUUCAAUAAAAUAUCGAUAAAAUAGAAACGAAUGUUCGAUGCUAUACAAAAUAAAUUGUUCGUUGCGUUGA
Molecule: messenger RNA, 1367 nt
Organism: Nomia melanderi (Alkali bee)
Lineage: Eukaryota; Metazoa; Arthropoda; Insecta; Hymenoptera; Halictidae
Product: ankyrin repeat domain-containing protein 49
Molecular function (GO): protein binding
Source: RefSeq, a predicted model, not a curated record